Rhinocladiella mackenziei CBS 650.93 is the source of this 1887-nucleotide messenger RNA. RefSeq lists its product as uncharacterized. Gene Ontology annotation, molecular function: mRNA binding. Gene Ontology annotation, biological process: positive regulation of translation; nuclear-transcribed mRNA catabolic process, nonsense-mediated decay. Gene Ontology annotation, cellular component: cytoplasm; nucleolus. The coding region runs from base 1 to 1887 and encodes 628 amino acids. The transcript has 2 exons. The record is from RefSeq and is a predicted model, not a curated record. Lineage: Eukaryota; Fungi; Ascomycota; Eurotiomycetes; Chaetothyriales; Herpotrichiellaceae.
AUGUCAAAUCCUCCCAAAGGACGCUCUGCAGGAGGAGUCCUACCCGUGAAUGCAGCGGCAAGGAAGAAUGCUACCGCACAAUCUGGAUCGAAGUCUUCCCAAAGAACGCCUGCGCCAAGAUUGAGACUGAUCAUUCGACGCCUGCCACCAGGGUUGACGGAACCCGAGUUCUGGACCAUUCUGGGUGAUGACUGGAAAGUGGGAGCUGGGAAGGUUGAAUGGGCUGCUUUCAAAGAGGGAAAGAUAUCAAAAGACCCGGCAAAACCAUCUCGACCAUCAAGAGCAUAUCUGAAGGUCAAGGAGCAAUCAGUGUUAGAUGAUCUGUCAGCUGCUGUCAAGCAAUCAUCGUUUCAGGAUGCCAAAAACACCAGCAAAGAUCCAUGCCUUUUAGGACCCCCCUCCUUGGAAUUUGCACCUUACAAUAAAACGCCCAGUGGCCGCGUUAGACACGAUGGCAGACAAGGCACCAUCGACCAAGACCAAGAAUUCAUUGAUUUUCUGCAAAGCUUGACAGAACCCAUUAGCAAAGCCUCGGCAAAUGGAGCAGAUGCUGGCGAUAUCAAACAGGAAAAGGUAUCCACCACGCCUUUGGUCCAGUACAUCAAGGAGAAAAAGGCCAACAAAGCCAAAGAAGUAUCACAAACUAAAGCAGCGAAAGCCCGAGAGAGUAGGGAAGCUAAGAGCGCAAAAUCUGAGACCCGCUCGAAGAUUAUUAUCAAAGGCCAGAAUGAGCCUGCUCCCGACAAAGAGCGUGGAACCAAGGCCACUCAAGAUGCAGUCAAGGGAAUCAACAAGUCAGCUGCUGCGAUGCAAGGGAAACAGACGCCGACCAAAGCCGAAGCAAAGCAAUCAGCAAAGGAAAAGGACACGCCUCCCCAGCCCACACCUGCUAAACGAGAGCGCGAGCGAGGGAGCGUCAGCGCAGCCGCACGUAUGCUGCAGCGAGAUCUCGGUCUGGUAGCGAAGGAAAGCAAGUCGCAGCGUACUCCUAAAACUGCGGCUUCGACUGGUACUGCAGAAACUGAGGCCUCAUCAUCUGCGAAGCCAGCUCCUGUUGUAACAAGCGGAGAGCCGGAGCCUUCUGUCGAGCAGAAACCAUCCACACCGGCCACGCCAACAACAGCACCUCCGACAGGCCCACGUUCUUCCCGUACACCAACUGCCGCACCCCCCAAAAAUCAAGGCACCCCUGCGCAAAGACCUUCGAAAGCAUCCCCUCAGCCCUCGAGCGGUGCUAAAUCCGCAUUCUUAAAACAUGCAAAUCAGUCACAAGGUGUCACCGAGGAAGCAUUGCAGACAGCUUUCAAGGAGUUUGGAACAAUUACCCGCUGCGAGAUCGAUAAGAAGAAGGGCCUUGGAUACAUUGAUUUCAGCGAGACGGAAGGUCUGAAGAAGGCAAUGGCAGCUAGUCCAGUCAAAGUAGCUAAUGGGCAGGUUGUGGUUUUAGAGAAUAAAUCCCAACAAGGAAAGCGUGGAGGUCAGGGACAUCAGAGUCAGGGAGCUCAGAAAGCCGCUGCGAAUCCGGCUGCAAGCGCGUCUACUCCUACAGCCGCGGCGGCGGCGAGCUCUCCCGGUGCGGCAACAACACCACCCGCUGCAUCCUCGGCCGAUGUUCCCAAAGAUGAAACGUCAGCAACCGCGACGGCAGCAGGUAACGCUCCUCCCACUGCCCCACGAGGCAGCGCACGAGGUGGCGCUGGUGGUGGCCGAAGCGGCAGGGGAGGUUCUUCUGGAGGAAGAGGGAAUUCCCGAGGAUCAGGCCAAGGACCGAGACAGGGCCAUCGUGGCGGAAGAAAUUCAGGAAAACGUGGUGGUGGUGGUGGUGGUGGUGCGGAAAGGGAACCGGCUUCGACCGCCGUAUCGAAGGAGGAAAUGAAGAAAGAAUGA